Messenger RNA from Pelobates fuscus (common spadefoot toad), 2624 nucleotides. It is a transcript of the gene INTS15, whose product is annotated as integrator complex subunit 15. The transcript is spliced from 7 exons. Lineage: Eukaryota; Metazoa; Chordata; Amphibia; Anura; Pelobatidae. The record is from RefSeq and is a predicted model, not a curated record. The coding region runs from base 144 to 1496 and encodes 450 amino acids.
AAGCCAGCACAGCCAGCCCGUCUAGGAGUACGGUGGCCGUAUGGUGACGGUUUGAGCCUUUGCGGCCCCUGUUGAUACAACGCAUGGUUUUGCGUUGGAAGUGAAUUAGGAACUGACUGCUCAGAAGGGGAAGAGGGAACGUGAUGAGUGACAUUCGCCAUUCCCUACUGCGCCGGGACUCCCUCAGCGCUGCUAAGGAAGUGCUCUACCAUCUUGAUAUCUAUUUCAGCAGCCAACUGCAAAAUGCCCCAGUGCCCCUGGUUGAAAAGGGACCCAUUGAAUUGCUUGAAGAAUUUGUCAUUCAGGUCACAAAAGAACGUGGUUCCCUCGCCAAGCGCCUUACUUCCAUCCAGGAACUACAGCUGCUGGAUCUACUCUGCAGUUACUUCCAGGAGCAGAGCAAGGAGCCAGUCCGGCAAGUUAUUUUCUCCUCGCUCUUCAGCCCCCAAGGCAACAAAGCAGAUGACCUGCGCAUGGCACUGCUUGCAAAGCUGACCUCAAUGGCAGUAGCAGUGUGUCGAGUGCCUGUGCUGGAGUGUGCUGCUUCUUGGCUGCAGCGCUCUCCUGCUAUUUACUGCAUGCGUCUGGCUAAAGCUUUGGUGGAUGACUACUGUGGCCUGGUCCCCGGCUCCAUCCAGACACUGAAACAGAUCUUCAAUGUCAGUCCUCGCUUCUGCUGCCAGUUCAUUACUGCAGUUGCUUCUCUAUAUGAUAUGUCGUCAGAAGGUCUGCUCCCUCCCCAUGAUCUCUUAGAAAUGAUUGUCUCCUGGAUCUUCGAGGACCCUCGACUCAUCUUGAUCACAUUCCUAAAUACCCCAAUAAGUGCCAACCUUCCUCUUGGCUUCCUAGACUUUUCCCCACUUAUGGGUUUGGUUCGGUGGUGUGUUAUAGCCCCAUUGUCCUACAGGCGCAAGCAAAAAGCUGCCGGAGGUGGGCCUGUGGUAGAGAACCAAAGCCUUUACUCAAAACUCCACCUGAGCAUGCUGCAAGGUUUAAUGGUUCUUCAGACCCACCUGACUGAAAAGUCUCUUUAUGGCCGACUUGGGCUAUUGCUCUUCGAGCAGCUUGUUCCCUUGGUGGAAGAGCUGGGUCAACUGUGCCAGGAGCUUAAUCCUUUGAACGCAGAGCAAGAAAUGGAACUGGCCUUGGAUCGACUGGCACAGGCACUGCAAGUUUCCAUGGCUACUGGGGCAUUGCUCUGUACACGAGAUGAUCUGCGAACCCUCUGCUCACGGCUUCCGCAUAACAACCUCAUGCAGUUGGUGAUUUCUGGUCCGGUGCAGCCCGCACCUGCUCACCCCACUCUGACCCCUGGCUAUUAUCCUCACAUCCACACACCACCCCUUGGAUACCCCACCAUACCAGCUCAUGCGUCCAUGCCAACACAUGCUGCCUUGCCAGCUCAUGCAGCAUUGCCAGCACACUCAGCCAUACCAGGACACCCUGUACAGACUUUCUUACCCGGGAUGAACUUCCCAUUUCGACCCAUGCACUGAGCUGUCCCGGAUUUCAGGGACAGACAAUUGCGUUGUUGAGAUUGGAAAGCAGCCGCACAAUCCCCUUGCUCUGACCUACAGGUCCCUCACAGCACUGGGACAAAAAUUGCUUUAGAGCUGUGGUCAGCAAAAUGUAUCUCUCCAACUGCUGUUGGACAAAUGUUCCUUUAGCUUGAACCUAAUAGGAAUUCUAUUCCAACGGCAGCUUGAAAGAUACAUUUUGUUCAACCCAUCUUUAGAGAAUGUCAUGCGUGCAUCGUUCCGGUGCUGCUUUUUAAGGUGAAAACUAUCCUUCCUGGUGACAAAGUGGUUAAAGACAAGCUUACUGCCCUGCACAUUUUCCAUACACAAUGGUAGUGCAUUAUUUAUAAUAAUAUGCACUGUAUGUCAAAUUGGAAGUUUGGUUACUCCUUAAUAUCCUUCUCACCCAGAGGAUCGGUGUUUUGGCAUGUACCGUUCGUAGAAUCAAAAUUUUAUUUUUUACAGGGCAUUUUCCUGUUUAAAAUAGUAUCUACAGGAAUCCCAUUCUCUACCCAAUAUUAUCGGGUAGGUUUACAAUAAAAAAAAUAAAAUUAAACUGUUCUCUGUUUCUAAAGUGAGUCUAAAUUCUGGUUUAAACAAUGCUGUUUUAAAACCUCUUCUUGUGUCAGUCAUACUCAAUAGCCAUCCACUGGCUUGGUAAGGGCAUCACAAGUUAGGUGCACUGAGUAGGUUAGGUUACAGUUAGUUAUACUGGGUGAUUUUAUAUCAUUAUAGGGACACUCCAAGCUUCACAUGUAGCACAAAAUCUAGUUUUGUUUUGAUUUAGAACGUGGACAAUCGCCUCUGCUGUUACGGUGUUAAAGUGAACAUUUUACAACAAAUCAACAUUAUUAGGUGUAUUCACUAAAAAUGUAAUUAUGGAGAAAUUGAAAAGAAAUUGCAAAUUUUCUAUCUUUGCUGUCCUGCAGACUAUAAAGUAAGUAAAUGGAUACACCAACUCCCUACCACCUUUUUAUGAUAUAAAAAGCCCACGUAAAUUGCCCAGCAAUGAGCCACACUUUUGGUCAUAUUGCUAUUUUAACGAUGAUGUAACAUAAUGUUUUGUACAUGUAUGUUUUAUAUAAAUGUUUUAAUAUUUUUGACUUA